Selaginella moellendorffii is the source of this 1752-nucleotide messenger RNA. RefSeq names its product pentatricopeptide repeat-containing protein At4g02750-like. The coding region runs from base 1 to 1752 and encodes 583 amino acids. The record is from RefSeq and is a predicted model, not a curated record. Lineage: Eukaryota; Viridiplantae; Streptophyta; Lycopodiopsida; Selaginellales; Selaginellaceae. Gene Ontology annotation, molecular function: protein binding. The transcript has a single exon.
AUGAAUGAAGUGGUCGCUUUGAACAAAAAAAUUCAACUCUAUGGAAGCAUUGGAAAUGUGGAUUCUGCUCGUGCAGUGUUUGAUUCCAUAGUGUCCAAAGAUGCAUUUUCCUGGGUGUGCUUGAUAUGCUCAUAUGCCCAAAACGGGUAUCUACGACAUGCAAAAUGGGCCUUCGACAAAAUGCCAUCACCCAAUCUCGUCUCUUACACCGCAAUGCUCAGUGCAUACGCGAGAAACGGUCAAAUCGAUCAGGCCCAAAGUAUUUUUGAUGCAAUGCCACAGCACAAUAUUGUAGCUUGGGACGCAAUCGUAUCAGCAUUGGCCCAGAGCGGGCAUUUUGAAGAGGCGCGGGAGACCGCAGAAAAAAUGCCCGAGCACGGGGCUUUCACUUGGACAUCACUGCUCAACUCCUGUGCCCGCGAGGGCGACCUCGCGGGAGCGCGAGAAAUCUUUGCGGUGAUGCUCGAGCACCAUCUCAUCUCCUGGAAUGCGAUGCUCACUGCGUGCUCGAGGGCCGGGGAGUGUGAGCAGGCGGAGUGUGUCUUUGAUUCCAUGCCGGAGCGAGACCUUGUAUCCUGGAAUGCGAUGAUCACAACAUACUGCCACUGCGAUUCCUUUGCACUCGCCAUGAAAGUUUUUCGCGAGAUGCCCGCGUGUAACAUAAUAUCCUGGAGCACAAUACUUGCCGGAAGUGCUGGAAGUGGACACUUGGAGGAAACAAAAAAAAUCUUUGAGUGCAUGCCCAUGCACAACCUCGUUUCAUGUACCACGAUGCUUGCGGCAUAUUCCCAAGCCGGGCAUCUUUCUCUUGCGAGAAAGUUAUUCGACUCUAUUGCCCACAAAGACGUGGUUGUGUGGACGGCUAUGAUGGCAGCGUACGCUGACAACGGCCAUCUUGACCAGGCAAAACGUUUAUUCGACGAGAUUCCCCGUACAAAUAUCGUGACUUGGAAUAUUCUUCUUGCAGCAUAUGCCGGUGAUGGGCAAAUUGAAGUGUUGAAAUGUUUGUUUGACAAGACGCCAUGCCAAGGAAUAUUCUCUUGGAACUCUCUUUUGUACGGUUAUGCUCGUUCCGGGUAUCUAUCUGACGUAGAGCAAACGUUUCGUUGGAUGCCGGGUUGGAACUUAAUGUCCUGGAAUAUUUUGCUAACGGCAUAUGCCCAGACUGGGCAUCUUUUGGAAUGCGAGGCUUUGUUCCAGGGAAUGAAUAUUCGCGACUCAGUCUCUUGGAACGCUCUUCUUGGCGCUCAAGCCCAAGCCGGGCAAUUGCAACAGUGCAAGAGAACUUUUCUCUCGAUGCCCGAGAGAAGCUUGGUGUCUUGGAACACAAUGCUCACUGCCACCGUCCACAAAGGAGAUCUCUCUCACGCCUUCCAAGCCUUUCAUUCCGCCAAGCUCUUGGAGCUCCCGGACGACAUAAGCUUCGCCUUGAUCCUGGUAGCAUGCAGUAGAACUGGGAAGCUUUUCGAUGGAAGGUCUCUGUUUCUGUCGAUGGUGGUGGAUUUCGGAUUGGAGCCGACGAUGCAGCACUACUGCUGCAUGGUUGAUCUGCUGGGACGCGCUGGCUUCGUCGAGGAUGCGCAGGAGCUCAUCGCCACAAUGCCGUGCCUUCCAAACGCCGCGGUGUGGGGAUGCCUGCUUGGGGCUUGCCGGAGUCAGCAGAGCUCGAAAGUCGGCGCUCGAGCGGCGAAGUUUGUCCAGCAGGACGCUGCGUUUCUGCUGCUUGCCAACAUUUACUCGCUUGACAAGUAG